AAACUCGAAAGCAAGCAAGCAAGCAAGCUGAUUGCACGGCGAACACCGGCUUACAAUUCUGAAAUGAAAAAAAAAAAUUCCAAAUAAAAACAAAGGCCUCUUUGAGAAUUCUAAUUUACAGUCUAUGGCUGAGAAAUAAACUCUGAAGAAUAAUUGUCUUUUUUUAUCUAUUUAUGCGCAGUAUGUUUAUUAAAGCCGUUGCUGACACGACAUGACAUUUAUCUGAGUGUAGUGAAACUAUUUAUUCCUUAUUGCACUAUUAUAUAUAUUUUGUACAUAAAUUAAAAAAAUGUGGUAUAGAUAAAUGUGGUUACAUCUUAGAUUAUUAUUUUUGAUAAAUAUUUAAAAUAUUAUGAUUCUAGUUUUAUUAUUUACCACUUUUUAUGUUGAUUAAUUCUGAGUCAUAAAAAUUUAUUGUUAAACUAAAAUUUUUGUUUUCGCUCUUCAUAUAUGUAUUUCAUUUAUAUUUUAUUAAUUUUUACUCAAUGAGGAAUGUUUAUGUUUAUCAAAGGACAUCAAAUUAAUAAAAUGACGGCAAUGUCUCCUUCAGAGAGGCGACUUCAAAAAGAAUUAAUGGCCCUCAUCCGAGAACCUCCUCCUGGAGUGCAAGUAGAUGAAGAUCUCGUUGGCCAAAACCUUACUCAAUGGAUAGUUCACAUGGAAGGUGCAAAAGGCACCCUUUACGAAGGAGAGCGUUUUCAGUUGCAGUUCAAGUUUAGCUCCAAGUAUCCUUUCGAUUCUCCGGAAGUUACUUUUAUUGGAGGAAACAUUCCUAUUCAUCCACAUGUAUACAGUAAUGGACAUAUAUGUUUGUCCAUUUUGACAGAUGACUGGUCUCCGGCUCUCUCUGUUCAAAGUGUUUGCCUUAGUAUUGUGUCUAUGCUAAGUUCUUGCAAAGAAAAGAAACGGCCACCUGAUAAUUCAUUUUAUGUGAAAACGUGUAAUAAAAAUCCAAAGAAGACAAAGUGGUGGUAUCAUGAUGAUAGCGUGUAAAAAUUUUGUACAAGGAUGUAAGAUGUGAGGAUAAAAAUUGAAAAAUUAAAUCCAGCUGAAGUGAAAAAAAUAUCAAAUAAAACUCAAUAGCUCGUAAAUAAAGUUGUGCAUUUUAAAUCAAGCGGUCAAUGAUUGCAGCUUUUAAAUUAUCAUGUACACAAUUUAGAAAAUAAUACUGCGGAUAUAAAGAAGUAACAUUGUUAAAAAAAAAAAAAAAAAAAAAUGAACACUCAAAUUUGAAAAAAAUAAUAAAUAUUUCAAAAAGUAUUAUAAUGUAGUAUAUAAUUUGAAGUUGUCAGAUAAAUAAAUUUUAAAAUAUUCA
Molecule: messenger RNA, 1315 nt
Organism: Cotesia glomerata
Lineage: Eukaryota; Metazoa; Arthropoda; Insecta; Hymenoptera; Braconidae
Product: ubiquitin-conjugating enzyme E2 W
Exons: 4
Coding region: 493-993 (166 amino acids)
Source: RefSeq, a predicted model, not a curated record